Messenger RNA from Orycteropus afer afer, 2476 nucleotides. The record is from RefSeq and is a predicted model, not a curated record. NCBI's taxonomy places the organism in Eukaryota, Metazoa, Chordata, Mammalia, Tubulidentata, Orycteropodidae.
GCUUGCCGGGGGCGCGCGGAGCGGGGACGGUGACAGAGACGCGCGCGUGUGCGCGCUCGGCUUCUGCGCGUCUCCGCGACCCUCGUCGGCCGCUUAGAGGCGGGCGGGGUUGGGGUCGCUGCCGUCUAGGGGCCUUGUACCCAGACGCCUUCUACCCGACUCCCGGGUACCGAGCCGCGCCCGCACCGUCGGUCCUGCCUCUCGUCCCCUCCUUGUGGUCGUCAGGGCACCCCCCGACGUCCCUGUCCUCUCUCGGGCAGAGUUUUCGCGGCCCAUGAGCCCUGCUGGGGGCCCGCGCCGCCGAUCCAGCUCCCAGAUCCGCCAGCCAGCCACCAUGGUGGCCUUGAGGCCUGUACGGCCCCUCCAGGGGGGUUAACCGGUCUAGAGCGUAGGCUGCGGGGGCACAGAGGUCCCGGGCCUGAGUCCCGCAUCAUGGCUGGGGCCAUCGCUUCCCGCAUGAGCUUCAGCUCGCUCAAGAGGAAGCAGCCCAAGACGUUCACCGUGCGGAUCGUCACCAUGGACGCGGAGAUGGAGUUCAACUGCGAGAUGAAGUGGAAAGGGAAGGACCUGUUUGAUUUGGUGUGUCGGACCCUGGGGCUCCGGGAGACCUGGUUCUUUGGACUGCAGUACACAAUCAAAGACACUGUGGCCUGGCUCAAAAUGGACAAGAAGGUGCUGGAUCAUGACGUAUCAAAGGAAGAACCAGUCACCUUUCACUUCCUGGCCAAAUUCUAUCCUGAGAAUGCUGAGGAGGAGCUGGUUCAGGAGAUCACCCAACACUUAUUCUUCUUGCAGGUAAAGAAGCAGAUUUUAGAUGAAAAGAUCUACUGCCCUCCGGAGGCUUCCGUGCUCCUAGCUUCUUACGCUGUCCAGGCCAAGUAUGGUGACUACGACCCCUCGGUUCACAAGCGGGGAUUUUUGGCCCAGGAGGAAUUGCUGCCAAAAAGGGUAAUAAAUCUGUAUCAGAUGACUCCAGAAAUGUGGGAGGAGAGAAUUACCGCGUGGUACGCAGAGCACCGAGGCCGGGCCAGGGAUGAAGCAGAAAUGGAAUAUUUGAAGAUCGCUCAGGACCUAGAGAUGUACGGUGUGAACUACUUUGCAAUCCGGAAUAAAAAGGGCACAGAGCUACUUCUUGGAGUGGAUGCUCUAGGGCUUCACAUCUAUGACCCCGAGAACAGGCUGACCCCCAAAAUCUCCUUCCCGUGGAAUGAAAUCCGAAACAUCUCCUACAGCGACAAGGAGUUUACUAUUAAACCAUUGGAUAAAAAAAUCGAUGUCUUCAAAUUUAACUCCUCAAAGCUUCGUGUUAAUAAGCUGAUUCUCCAGCUGUGUAUCGGGAACCAUGAUCUCUUUAUGAGGAGAAGGAAGGCUGAUUCUUUGGAAGUUCAGCAGAUGAAAGCCCAGGCCAGGGAGGAGAAGGCUAGAAAGCAGAUGGAGCGGCAGCGACUCGCUCGCGAGAAACAAAUGAGAGAGGAGGCUGAACGAACGAGAGACGAAUUAGAGAGGAGGCUUCUGCAAAUGAAAGAAGAGGCGACCAUGGCCAACGAAGCACUGAUGCGGUCUGAGGAGACGGCUGACCUGUUGGCAGAAAAGGCGCAGAUCACUGAAGAGGAGGCAAAACUCCUGGCACAGAAGGCUGCCGAGGCCGAGCAGGAAAUGCAGCGCAUCAAGGCCACGGCCAUUCGGACAGAGGAGGAGAAGCGUCUGAUGGAGCAGAAGGUUCUGGAGGCGGAGGUGCUGGCACUGAAGAUGGCUGAGGAGUCCGAGAGGAGGGCAAAGGAGGCAGAUCAGCUGAAACAGGACCUACAGGAGGCCCGAGAGGCAGAGCGGAGAGCCAAGCAGAAACUCCUAGAAAUCACCACCAAGCCCACGUACCCGCCCAUGAACCCAAUUCCAGCACCACUGCCGCCUGACAUGCCAAGCUUCAACUUCAUUGGCGACAGCCUGUCUUUUGACUUCAAGGAUACUGACAUGAAGCGGCUCUCCAUGGAAAUAGAGAAGGAAAAAGUGGAGUAUAUGGAGAAGAGCAAGCAUCUUCAGGAGCAGCUGAAUGAACUCAAGACGGAGAUCGAGGCCUUGAAACUGAAGGAAAGGGAGACGGCGCUGGACAUCUUGCACAACGAGAACGCCGACAGGGGCGGCUCCAGCAGCAAGCACAACACCAUCAAAAAGCUCACCUUGCAGAGCGCCAAGUCCCGAGUGGCCUUCUUUGAAGAGCUUUAGCAGGUGACCCUCCUCAGGACCUGCCACCGUUGCUCCUGGCACCAGCGGGACGGGUCAGACGCUGUGGGGACCCACCCUAGGUGGGCUGGCUGGCAGCUUCCGUGGAAGCUCCAGAACUUUCCCCAGCUGAGCGCAGAGCCCAACCCACUUCAUGUGCAAUUGCCUUGAACUAUGACCCUGCAGAGACUUCCCUCUCAGGGCUCUAGUUCUCCUGACCCGAGUCUUUUCACUUUUUUAAAGAAGUAUUUGUCUU